CAGGUCUCGAGAUGUAAACAUAGAAAAAAGAAAAGAAGCAGGUUUCAAUGAAAACUUUUAAAGGACUAUAAAACUUUCAAGAAGUCGAUUAUGUCAGGUCCAACAGCGAAUGCCGCAGAAAAUGCAACACAAAGAAAUACAGGUCCAACAGCGAAUACCACAGAAAAUGCAACACAAAGAAAUUCAGGACCACCAGCUGCUGCCGCAGAAAAUGCACCGAGGAACACUUGCUGGCCCACUCCAACAGGCCCAGCGCUUAAUGUCAUCAGUAGAACCACAGACUUGCCAAUACUGAGCAGAUCAUCAUACGAACAGUAUGACCGUAUUGUGGUCUUAAGAGAACCAAAACACGCGUUGGUUCCAUCAGGAGUUCGACUUUCUGCGAACGAGUAUGCUGUCGGAGUUGGAGAGUCUGUUUUGAAAUUUUAUAGAUGACACAAACGCUUUAACCUUGAUUAUCUUGGAUUUUUAACAUAUGCGGCUAGAUUGUUUCAGCAGCAAAAUAUAGAAUAGUUUGUUAUUUUCAAACAAUUGUUUCAGAUUUUGAAGACAAAAAAUGUGGCGACAUGAAGUAAUAGUAACACCAAAAAGUAUGUUUCACUAAAAAAUACAUAUCUAAUCAUCAGUUUAAUGAAAAGGAAGUGAAACAUCCCCGCUGAGUUGGUAAUCUGUGUUAACUUUCGGUUAUUAUCGGUUUGUCAAAUUUAAUUUACAAUUUGUGUUAGUGGGCGUUGUCUUAGUUUCUGAUUUUAUCGGUUUAACAAUUUGCUGUUUAAAAAAAAGAUGAAAUUCCGCAGUUUGAUCGAAUAAUUUGUAUCAAAUCGUUACCAACUUUUCUAUUAGAUAAACUAGCCAGUUAAGGUUAAGGUACUUUUCAAUUUCUGAUAAAUCUGAUAACUGAUAUGGUAUGGUAGUCACAUAUUUGAAAAAAGGUGAACCUCAGUCAAGUUUUGGACUCAGUGUUGUAACAUUUUCUGGUCUUUUGGGUACAUUCAUUGUUACUAUAAUAGAAUUCCGCUUACGCUGGUGCUUGGGGUGUGAGGGGUGGUGCUCAUUUCAUUACCUAUCAUGAACCGAGUCUGCUGAGUUAUGUUGCUUAUUUCUGUGCUCUUUGCUUUUUUCACAGAUUUUGUAGAUACUGUAUAUUAUGUUACAAAAUCAUUUUCGUUUAAAUAUAAAUGCUUUAAUGUAGACUUUACCGAAAAGCUAUCACUUAUUAUAGUAAAUUGAUAUUUUGAUAUGAACCCAAAUUUCAAGUCGGAGGACAUUUUCUAAUUUCAUAAGCCAGUAUUAAAUUUCAAAAGCCAGUAUUAUUUUAUAGUUUACUUCCCCAUGACUAGCACCAAACAGAGUUGUUCUACACGUUCUGGAGAUUCUUUUACCUCUUCAUAAAACAUUGAUACAGUAUAUGUCUUUGGAAGAAAAGGAACAAAUGCAAUCAUGUAUAGUGUGUUCGUUUUUUGUUGUUCUUCUUCUUGUUUUAUUGUUCUAAUUUACGUUACGGUAGUUCUGCACUCAUACAAAUUUUGAUUUGAGAGUCUAUGGGAAAAUCACAAUAUAGAUGACUGUUAUAUACAUUUCAAUCUUAUUGUCAAAGGUUGUAAAAUUAAAAAUAAAAGAUAUUUUACUUCAUUAUCUCCGAUAUUUGGCCGCGUUUGUCAUUGCCUUUAUCUAUUAAUAAUGGUAUUUUAUUGCAACUGUUUAUUAUUCUAUAUUUGUAUAAUAAACAUGUUUC
Mercenaria mercenaria is the source of this 1735-nucleotide messenger RNA. RefSeq lists its product as uncharacterized. Lineage: Eukaryota; Metazoa; Mollusca; Bivalvia; Venerida; Veneridae. Bases 91 to 435 code for a protein of 114 amino acids. The record is from RefSeq and is a predicted model, not a curated record. The transcript has 6 exons.